AUGUCAGGAUUCCCAAAUCCUUCCGAAGACCACGAAGCGUGGGCAAAGCACUUGACGAGCCGCUAUCAAGAUGUCAUGCACAACAAGCGUACCGACGUGCUAACAAAGCAGACGCGCAACCUUUCGCUAGGAGGUUCCUCUUCAUCACGACCGUCACCAUCGCCACAACGUCCAGCGCUUUACCCGCCAUGCCCUACACACACCCCCCCUCCUCCACCUCCUCCACCACCACCACAACUUCAGAAAUCAAGGUCGAAAUUCCAACUCACAUCGGCGAGCACCUCAAGAUCGCAGGAAGUUGGCCCGGAUGGUCUACCGGCGUAUACAAGGACCGCACCAAAGAUUCCUGUAGCCCCAACCGACUCGGCAUCAAUAAAAUUCCGAAGUAUGUUGAUUUCGCUGUCAGCGACGCCGACAAGAUAUGAGAAUCCGGGGCUAUUAGAUGAAGCGCUUGGAGUGAUUCCGUUGAACAGGAUAUAUCAGGAGGCGGAGGAAGAGAGCCAGAUCUUGUUGGUAGAGGCUAGGAGUUUAGGGAAGGAGAAGGCGAAAUGGGGAUACCAGGAUUGCGUUAUCCAGGCUUUAUUGAGAUGGUUCCGACGGGAUUUCUUCACAUGGGUCAACAACCCCCCAUGUGCACGCUGCUACUCAGAAACGACGCCAGAAGGAUUAUCACCAGUGACGGAUGAGGAAUCGGCUCGAGGUGCAUCACGGGCGGAGAUAUUCAAGUGCAAUCAGUGUGGACAAUAUGAGCGAUUCCCUCGAUACAGCGAUGUAUGGACGUUGUUGGAUACACGCCGGGGCAGAUGCGGGGAGUGGGCAAACUGUUUCUCAAUGCUGUGUCGGGCAGUCGGAAGUCGCGUGCGCUGGGUAUGGAACAGCGAGGACCACGUCUGGACCGAGGUAUACUCAGAACACGCCCGCCGUUGGGUGCAUGUUGACGCCUGCGAGGAGGUAUGGAACCAGCCACGGCUGUACGCUGAAGGCUGGGGUAAGAAGAUGGCAUACUGUAUCGCCUUUUCACACGACGGUGUAACCGACGUUACCCGCCGCUAUGUCCGCAACACCCGCACACAAGCCCUUCCACGAACACGAUGCCCUGAGGAGGUCCUCCACUACAUCAUCAAAGAGUUACGCGAGAAGCGCCGUGAGAAGCUCAGUCCCGAGGACGUCAAGCGUUUGGAGAAGGAGGACCGUGCUGAGGAGAGGGAACUUCAGUUGUAUGUGUCACAGGGCCAGGCACAGGAGAAGUUGUUAGCUGGUUCGACGUCAUCGAGGGGUGAUGUGGCACAUGGCGACCUGAAGAGACCCAUUGGAAGACAGAGUGGAUCAACGGACUGGAAACAUCGACGAGGCUAUUAA
Messenger RNA from Morchella importuna, 1359 nucleotides. RefSeq lists its product as uncharacterized. Bases 1 to 1359 code for a protein of 452 amino acids. Gene Ontology annotation, molecular function: peptide-N4-(N-acetyl-beta-glucosaminyl)asparagine amidase activity. The transcript has 5 exons. Gene Ontology annotation, cellular component: nucleus; cytosol. NCBI's taxonomy places the organism in Eukaryota, Fungi, Ascomycota, Pezizomycetes, Pezizales, Morchellaceae. Gene Ontology annotation, biological process: protein quality control for misfolded or incompletely synthesized proteins; glycoprotein catabolic process; protein deglycosylation. The record is from RefSeq and is a predicted model, not a curated record.